ACAUAACGGAGCUCCGCUAACCCUCCAGCGCGGGACUCUCUCCACAGCGGGUGAUCGCCGCGCUCUAACGGCCUGCACACUCCGCUGCUUUCUACAGGAACCGAGGAGCCCAGCCUUUGUUAUUAUUCACUAUUUAUUUAUCAACAUACGGGAAUCUCAUCAGAAUGGCGAUGUGCUUGUUAAAACGAUUACGGCGACCUGGGCGCUAGUUAAGCCCUCAUUCCUCUUCGUCGUACUUUAUUUAUUACUGUAGGUCUCUUAGUAAUCGAGUUUGAAGUUAAAUAGCCACCAGGAGUGGACGGCUGGACGUGCUGUGAGGUGCGGGUGUUGCUACAGGGUGUUGACUAAAAAGUUAUGGAAAAUGAAGACCCCGAGUCUCCGGAGCAGAUCAGCCACACGGAGAGUGCACGAGGAAACCCACUACCCAAAAAGACACAUUUGACUCAGAUUGAGGUGAUCCCCUGUAAGAUCUGUGGAGACAAAUCAUCAGGCGUUCACUAUGGGGUCAUCACCUGUGAGGGCUGCAAGGGGUUUUUCCGGAGGAGUCAGUCUUCGAGUGUGCAGUAUUCUUGCUCUAGACAGAGUAACUGCCCCAUUGACCGCGCCAGCAGGAACCGCUGCCAGAGCUGCCGCCUCAAGAAAUGUGUCGCCCAGGGAAUGAGUCGGGAUGCGGUGAAGUUUGGCCGCAUGUCCAAGCGUCAGAGAGACACUCUGUUUGCAGAGGUGGAGAGGCACCGGCAGCAGCAGCGUCUCCAGGCCAGCCAAGCGGAGCCCCAGCCUCUGCCAGCGUACCGGCCCAGCAAAGAGCCCAGGGGCCGCUCGCCCCAUGUAAUUCAACCACUGGCCCCAACCUACUCCUACACCCUGGACCAGGAGCUCCCCAGCUGCCCACCAGAAGUGCACCCCUACUUGGGCUGUGCCGCAGGUGAGGCCCAGGCUGCAGCUCUGGCCUACAGGAAUUCUCAGAGAGGCGGGGACAGCAGCAGCUUUUCACCGUCAGGAAGAGGCUUUGAGUCCAGAAGAUCCACUCCCGAGACCAUCCUGAGCUUGCCUGGGAGUGAAAUAGGAUUACGACCUUUUGACCUCGAAGGCUCGUUCUGCCCCUACCCUACCUCAAUGCACAUAGAGGAGCUGUGUGCAAGUAUAGUACGCUCUCACAGGGAGACAAGUCAGUAUCGAGUGGAGGAGAUACACGCUCUCAGAUGGAAGAUUUUCAGUAGGGAGGAGAUCCAUGCUUACCAGAGCAAGUCUGUGGAUGAGAUGUGGCAGCAUUGUGCAGUGAGACUGACAGAUGCAGUGCAGUACGUGGUGGAGUUUGCAAAGCGCAUCCCAGGGUUCCGUCAGCUUGGUCAAAACGAUCAAAUCGCUCUGCUGAAGAGUGGUUCAAUGGAGGUGGUUCUGGUCCGCAUGAGUCGAAUGUUCAACACUGAAAACAGCACAGUCUUCUUUGAUGGAAAGUUUGCUGGAACUGAGCUUUUCAAGUCUCUUGCAUGUGGUGAUUUUAUCGCAGCCGUAUUUGACUUUACUCACAGUCUUUGUGCUCUGAGGCUGACUGAGCAGCAGGUGGCGCUGUUCAGUGCUCUGGUGCUCAUAAACGCAGAUCGUCCAUGUCUGGAGGAAAGAGACAGAGUGCUGAGAGUGAGAAAAGACGUGGAACUGGCCCUCAGUCACAUCCUUCACAGAGACAACCAGGACAGUCUACUGCACAAGUUAUAUCAGAAGGUGUCUAUGCUGAAGAGCCUGUGUGCACUGCAUAUUGAAAAGCUGCGCUGGUUCCGGCAGCUCUACCCUCUCACAGUGCAUUCCCUAUUCCCUCCUCUCUACAAGGAGCUGUUCGGCUCAGACACCGAUAUACAAGCAAUGGCUACUCUCUAACACAUAUGAACACGCACACACUCAGACACAGUACAUUUACUAAUAGAUUAUGUAAUCAGUAUGUCUUAAAUUUACUAUUUACCUUAUGAAUAAGAUGAAUAUAUUUUUGUAAUUCUGACAGGAACAGAAGGUAAUGUCAAUAGCAAUAUAAGUGUUUCUGAGUCUGUAUUUUUGUGCAGAUGCUAUUUUGUAGUGUGAAGCAGAAAUAUUGCUACAAAUAUUAAGCUACUGAGCUGUGAUAGUAGUUUUGAUAGUCUGCACCUUUGAGCUGAAUUUGUGUUUUAUAGGUUGUUCACAACUGAUAAUAUUUGUAAAUGUGAUCAAAAGUUUUUUAUCGUGCUGACAUCCUGAAAAAAAGGUUCUGAUUAGCGGUAAGCCGCUUGCAGUAACAGUGAAUCUUUCCAGAGAGUGGACAGUUGCAUUGAAAAUGAAGUACUUGAAUUCAACACCACAGCAGGUUACAGACAGGGGUGGAAAAUACUUUGUUACUAUACCUAAGUAUUACUUUGGAAGAGUGGUAUUGAUUUGUAAUUGAGUAAUAUCAACAUUGAAUACUUGGACUUUUACUCAAUUACAUUUUAAACAGAAAAAACAUACUUUUUACUCCUUACAUUUUCAUUUUGACUUUCAACAUACAAAGCUGUGAGAUCAGUUGAGUUUCUGUAUGUUUGAAUUUACUGCUUUCAUUAAAACAUCCAGGUAAAGUCCUAUCAGUGUACAAUAAAACAGCCCACAGCUAUGUUAAUCUGUAUUUUUUACGAGGACUAAUCCCACCAAAAAAAUUUUUCUUUUUACUUUUAUAUACUUGAGUAUGUUUAAAUGAUGAUACUUUUUAAAUUUUAAUCUAGUAUCUGUGGCUCCAUACUUUUGAUUGAGUAAGUGCUUCUACCUUCACUUAAGUAUAAUUACUCUGUACUUUUUCCACCCCUGGUUGCUGAGUUUUUGCACAAUUAUAAUAGUAUCAGGUCUCCUCUGACACAUUGCUUCUCCUAAUCCUACAUAGGUAGAAUGUGAAGUGAGGGCACUCUAUCCUUAUUAAAUAACCAUAGCACUGAAGAUUAUCCACUGAUUACAUUGGCAUCAAAUAUUCUUUCUGUGCGAGUGGAACCAAUGUUCUAUAUUAGUGCAUUAUACUUGUUUAUUUCAGUUCGAUCUUCUUUUCUCAUGCUAUGUAAAGAAGUGGAGCAACUACUGGAGGCCAUUAUGUUUUGAGUAAUUUAAUGGGAAUUUCAAUUAUGGAUACUUGCACAAACUGCAUUAAUUAAAAUGUGUUUGACAACAAACAGUUUGACAUAUUACACAACUUUCAUUUCUAAGGCUGGGUCCGGUAUCUGUAAUCCUUCCCCUAAUUUGAAUACAACCUGUGCUCUAAGGGACAACUGUCUUUUCUCCACUAAUGCCUUUUGACACAAAGCUCAUAGAGUCAAAACUGUAUCCAAAAGAUUCCAGACACCCCUUCUAAUUAGUCAGUUCUGCUAGGGGUGGGCAGUAUGACAAUACUUUGUCUUAUCGUGAUUCAUAACUCGUGAUAAGCUUUUCUGAGCAUAUUGUCAGUACUUAAAGAAUUAUUAUUAUUAUUAUUAUUGUUAUUAUUAUAGUAUUUAUAUAAUAUAGUAUUAUAUAAAUGUGGCACUACAGGUUCUGCUUUGUCUGUUUCAACUUGUUAAAUUUUAGAAAAACUAAAAAUAGUGAUGUGAUUUAACAUUUUUUGCCAUAUUGCCCACCCGUAAAUUCAGCUUCUUUAAGGUGCACCCAGUUGCUGAUUCAGGUGUUAAAUUGUGUACACAGAGCUUGUAUAACCUCCAUAGAAAAGCAUUGCCAAUAGAAUGGGACGCUCUGGAGCAGCUGUGUUUAAGGUCAUCAUGCCCAAUUCCAAGUGUUGGCUAGGGCAGGCAUAAAGACCCACGGCAUUGGGCUGUGGAGCACUGGAACAAUGUUAUCUGAAGUGAUGGAGCACCAUCCAGUACUUUUGGGAUGAGUUGGAUUGACGUUUGUGAUUCAGAACUAAUCAUCCAGCAUCAGUACCUGGACCUCACUCAUGCUCUUGUGGCUGAAUACAAUCAAAUCUGCAAAGCAAUAUUCCAUCUAGACUUUCCAGAAAAGUAGAGACCGUGACUGCAGCAAACGUGGGACGAACGCCCUUUUAAAACCCUUGAUUUCAGGAGAAACAUUGGAUGAGCAGGAGUCUACAAACUUUUGGAUGUAAACGUCAACAGUUUCCCUACGUUCAUUAUUCUUGGCUUCAGUUUUGUUGCAGCCCAGUUUAAUCAUUAGGCUACUGAGUAAUUUCAUGCUACCUUUGGCUUUGUUAACAAUCAGUUUCACGGUUUUGAAUAAAGUCAUUGGGCGUAUGUUGUGAGCUUACUGGUCACACGUCCUGUGUUUAAACGCAGGUUUAAAAAGACAGUGUGUAGUCAAAUGCUAGCACUGAUGAGUAUGAUGUAAGAUGACAUACAACCUGUGGUAGCUUUGCCAACAUUAGCAUUUAUGAAUGUUUAUGUAUUGUUUAUAAGAGUGUGAUAUAUGUCUUAUGAGUCUAUCAUCAAGUCCUGUGCUUUUGCCAUUUAACUUAAGUAUUGCUGUGGAUUCUUUUGCUGUGAUUUCCUAGCUGUUGUUUGAUGAAAUUUUUGUUUGUAACUUUGGUUGAUUCUGGAACAUUUAUGCAUUUUGUUUGUUUUGUUUUGAACUUUUAAUCCCCCCUCAAUAACUAUAGCGACGUGCUAUGAUGAGGAAAAGGCAUCAAAUAAAUAUGUGAAAAA
Colossoma macropomum (tambaqui) is the source of this 4634-nucleotide messenger RNA. It is a transcript of the gene rorc, whose product is annotated as RAR-related orphan receptor C. Gene Ontology annotation, molecular function: zinc ion binding; RNA polymerase II cis-regulatory region sequence-specific DNA binding; nuclear receptor activity. Lineage: Eukaryota; Metazoa; Chordata; Actinopteri; Characiformes; Serrasalmidae. The transcript is spliced from 12 exons. The coding region runs from base 355 to 1875 and encodes 506 amino acids. Gene Ontology annotation, biological process: regulation of transcription by RNA polymerase II. Gene Ontology annotation, cellular component: nucleus. The record is from RefSeq and is a predicted model, not a curated record.